UCUUUCCCAAAUUCGGAAUUCGGAAAUAUUCAAACGCAGAUUAUUUUGGGGAAAAUAUACCCUCUUUUGUUUAUAUUUACAAAUAAAAUGUUUUGGAGACGAUGAAGCCGACAACGCGUAAACGAGCUUGGAACAAUUCGGCUUUUUCACAUCAAUCUACGUUUGAGACCUCUGCUGAUAAAGAGGAUGCGGUAAAUGCUGGUAGCUGUGCUGAUAACAAAAAUGUAAACGUUAAUAAGUCACCAACUCCUCAAAACCUUCAGGUAUCCACAGUUGUAUCUAAAUCUUACAAAACUAAUUCCAACUGGAUUGAUACAUUCGAGCCAGUAAAAAGUGAAGAUGUCGCGGUGCAUCCGAAAAAACUGACAGAAUUGCAAAACUGGCUUUUGCAUUGUGAAGUCGUACGUAAACAGCAUCCUGCACAGAUAUGCCUACUUACGGGACCAUCAGGUUCAGGGAAGACUGCGGCAGUACGCGUUUUGGCACGGUCACUAAAAUAUGAAUUGCAGGAAUGGAUUAACCCAGUAGACCGUGAUUUAGUCAAUACUUUAGGAGACCAAACAGCUAGCUACAUAGGAUCCCAAAUAGAAAACUUUAAGUCAUUUUUGUUUCGCUCCUCUCGAUAUAAAUCCUUACUGGGCGGUGAAAAACGAUUGGUAUUAGUGGAGGACUUUCCCAACCUAAUACUUUCAAGUGCCGAAACUCUUGAAAGUAUUUUAGAUGAGUUUUCAAAGUUUGGAAAAUCGCCACUUAUAUUCAUAGUAACUGAUUCAAAAACUCGUUCCCUUAAUAUAAGUUACAACAUCUUCACCGAGCAGCUUAAAAAUAAGUUUCAUAUAAACCAUAUUUCUUUUAACCCGAUUGCGUUGACUCUUUUACAAAAGGCAAUGAAGAGAUUUUGUACCCUAAUGAAGGAGCCGCAAAUAGUAGAUAUCUACAAAGUCCCUUCGCAAAAUGUUAUAGACUCCAUUAUAUUUGCCGCGCAAGGUGACAUUCGCAAUGCUUUAAUAAAUCUGCACUUUGGGUCAUUGAAAGGAACUACGACUCUGCCUACAGAGCGUGUGGAGUCAGGUGAUAAUAAAGGAAAAUCUAAGAAGCAAGUGUCUAAGCUUAAAACAAUUUGGCGUGAUGAAUCGGUAACAAUGAUGCAUGCUUUAGGACGAGUGUUUAACCCGAAGCGUCUACCUAACGGCAAUUUCGUGCACACUCCAGAAGAUAUUAGCGAAACAUUUGCUUCAGAACCAAAGCGUUUUAUUGAUCUUAUACAUGCUAAUUAUCUUCCACAUUUUGCCGAUAUUGAACACGUUAUUGAGGCAGCAAAUAUGCUAAGCAUUUCUGAUAACAUUAUCACCGAAUAUCGUGAGGAAACAUUAGCACCCACAGCGUUGAAUGUAGCUGUACGAAGCAUGAUGGUAUCGAAUAAAACACCAGUCAGCGUAUGGAUGCCAAUUAGAGCACCAAAACGUCAACAGGAUGCUUUAUGUAAAGCACAGCAAAUACCCAGCGUAUCCAAAAAUUUAUAUGCAACUGAUUUUAAUGGCUAUGUUCAAAUCAUUAAAGGCCCAGGUAAUAUAUAUCAUCCCGAACAAGCAAUAAAAAAUACAUGAUAUGUGUUUAUUUCGAAUUGUGAGAAUCUUAUUUAGUAAUAUAUGAGAGAUUAAGUAUUCGCAUAUUGUAAUGUAGUAAAGUAGAUUGAUACCCUUCUAUAUGUUCUCAAUUAUUAAUAUUAUGAUUGGCCAUUCCGUUUGCAUAAACAUUAAUAGUGCGCCUGAAGAAAGGGUUGUUAUCUUUUAUAAUAAGCAUUUUGUUUCAAUUUAUUUAUAAAUCUUAUAUAGUUCUACGGAUGUUGCAAAAUAAGUUCGUUAACCUAAAAAAUGCUUUAAAUUUAAACACUUCAUUGUAGAGUAAAACUUUCCACGACCUUUGUUGUGGUUAAACUCUCAACUGCAAAAUAAAUAACUUAAAUCUACUUAUAAAAAACGUGUAAUGCAUCGAUUGAGUAGUAAAUGCUGUUAAAGAUAACAUGAUGAAAUUAUAUGCAAAUAAAAAGUAACUUAUUCAGCGUAAUUAACAGUACAUAAAAAUAUUUAAUUUUCAUAGUUUAAUAAAUUAUUGGCAACCCAUAUCUGCCAUGAAUAAAUCGACUAGUCAAAAUGGCACUUUUGAAAAUAUUGAGCUUUUAAUAUUUUGUCCAUGACAUUUUGAUAUUAGGCGCUCCUACCGAACGAUCGUGUCCGAUUCUUCGUGAAAUCUACUGAAACGCUUCAUUGAAUCUGAAUACCUACAUGCCAACAUAACUCAUAAGUACUUUGAAUAGACAAGUGUUCCUUUGCAACAAUUUGGAUGAAAUGUUAGCGUUUUCUUAGAUUUCAUGAAAAUCGGAAAACGAUUGAUUCACCAAUAGCUCCGAUUAAGUUAUAAAAUUAUCAAAAAAUGCUGCGUAGGGGAUGUGUAGCUAAGUUAUGUAUGCAGAUUAGACCACGUCAAAAAAAAAAAAAA
Molecule: messenger RNA, 2499 nt
Organism: Rhagoletis pomonella (apple maggot)
Lineage: Eukaryota; Metazoa; Arthropoda; Insecta; Diptera; Tephritidae
Gene: Rad17
Product: cell cycle checkpoint protein RAD17
Exons: 5
Coding region: 102-1607 (501 amino acids)
Biological process (GO): DNA damage checkpoint signaling; mitotic DNA replication checkpoint signaling; DNA repair
Molecular function (GO): chromatin binding
Source: RefSeq, a predicted model, not a curated record